Molecule: messenger RNA, 1012 nt
Organism: Schizosaccharomyces octosporus yFS286
Lineage: Eukaryota; Fungi; Ascomycota; Schizosaccharomycetes; Schizosaccharomycetales; Schizosaccharomycetaceae
Exons: 3
Coding region: 292-825 (177 amino acids)
Biological process (GO): GPI anchor biosynthetic process
Cellular component (GO): mannosyltransferase complex; endoplasmic reticulum membrane
Molecular function (GO): mannosyltransferase activity
Source: RefSeq, a predicted model, not a curated record
CUGACCUAAUGCAUUCAGAUAAUGUAAAUGCUUACUUCGUUCCAAAUUCAUACUAAUGACAAUGAUGGUACAAGAGUGAACGUUCAUCCCAACACAGCAGUACGCGUGUUCUAUCCAGAAGUUUGCUAUUCUUAUAGGUGUUUAUUAAAUAUUCCUAAUAAUACUUUCUAUUUCAUCUUUUAUUUUGUUAUCCAGCAUAGCAAAGGGGUGAAUCUGUUAUUCUUAUGAAACUUCAAACAGCAGAAGUAUAGUGACGUUUAUCCAAUUCCAGUGAAUUAAAGGAUUAAGAAAAUGAGAUUUACUUAUUCAUCCUUUCUGUUUAUAGCUUUAUUAAUUCAUCUGCUCGGUUUAACUAUGGGGAACACUGAAAUCAUUAAUUUUAAAGCAACACACUUAUACAACAGGAGUGAUAACUGCCAAUUAACAAUUCGAGAUAGAUCGCAAACUCUACUGUUGCAACCACGUUCUGUUGAUUCCAAAGAAGGGAUUUCCAAAUCCGCAACCACAGUUGCAUUACAUACCUGUGAAUUGAAGGAAAACGCAUGGUAUCAGUUGAGAGCUUCUUGGCCAGCUGUUUACCCUUCUGAAAUUGACCUUACCUGGAAUGGUACCCAUUGUCUUGUGCAUCUGUACGCUUCAUUCUAUUCUUCAAAUUCUUCUCUCAUGAAAAAUCCACACCCAGUUCCUGUUCAAAUCGAUCUCGAUCCACUAAUUGCGGGUUUCUUACCUAACAGCGUUAUACCCAUUGUGUUUGUGAUUACGGCAUUAGUAAUUUGUAGCAUCCCUUUUGCUUUUUUGAUUCUGCGAAAACAAAAGCAAGACUGAUAUUUAUAGAGUACAUGUUUACGUCGUCUUUUAUUGAAAGUGCCGACAAGCUGAGCGCACAUCCAAUUUUUAUCAAAUGUGUAAGCAUGAUUCUUUACUAUUUAAUUUACAAUUUUCUAAGCGGCAAAUGAAAACCACUCAGACUAAAGUUUUUGGUCUUUCGUAAGCUAAUUAGCCAUAAAAUAUC